AUGAGGGAAGCCAACUUCAGCAUACCUAAUGUCAACAAGGCAUCGGUCGGUAUCACCACCGCCCUCUACGAUCGCCGGGCCCUUGACUGCACGUCAACCCUGCCCUUGAUCAACUCCCUCAAUCACCUCGCCUACCUUACCACUUCUUCAGCUCGCAUCCGCGAUAUCCUGACUGUCGAUGGCGGUAUCGAAAAGCUCGUCUCCAUUCUCAAGCAGGGUCGUAGCAAGGAUGUGAUGGAAAUGUGGAAAUGGAACCUGGCCUUCCAGUGUGUGGUCAACAUAGGAGUCAGGGGCACCGAGGCUGUUCGCACCCGGGUUGUCGAGGCCGACAUGGUUCCUGUGAUCGCUACUAUUCUCGAUAAUUACAUCAAGGUCACCGAUAAGUUGCGUGAGAAGGCUGAGGAGAAGCAUAGGUCUGAGCACCACCGCCACCGUCUCGGGGGCAGCCGGGUGCAUAAGUCGUCCAGCUUCUCCUCACGGGCAGCAACACUGGAUGUGGACCAGCGUACAUUCCGGCGGCAGGCACCGCCGCCGUCGAUUGACGUGUCUGCUACCCUGGUCGGCCCAUCCGUGACGGUUGUUCAUUCGAACGUCGAUGCGACUCCAACCGCUCCGCAGUUCCAGCUAGCCCCGACCCCCACCGCCGAUCGUGCCCCGCUGACCGCAACCACUCAUCGUCCGCACCAAUUCCUCAAUAUUCCUUCCCCUGCUCCUCAGACCGCCCCGCCGGUGGCUUCUACAGUGCCUUCCAUGGAUAUUGAUGGCCUCGCAUCUCGUGCCAACCGUGACUUGGAUCGUUUUGGUGGCAUCAUGCCCCCUCCAACUCGUCCUGCUGUCAUGGCCUCCCAGCCUACCUCUCCCACAACCCCCCUUCCUCCCCCGCAUCUCCCGUCACCUACCGUUAGGCCUACCUCGGUCACCACUCCUACAGCCAGGGCUCGUAGACGCCCAUCCAUCCGCCACCAGCACUCGACCGGAGGUGAGACAGACGAUAUGAAUGCCGAGAGCAUUACUUCAGAGGAGUCGCCUGCGGACACUGAAAUGUCAGGGACCGCCGAAAUGCAGACUCCACUUGGCGUCCAGGAGAUUACUGUGGAGGACGGCGACAGCAUGAUGACUAAUGGGGGAAUUGAAUUGACCACACCGACUGCUUCGGAGGCUCAGGAAGCCACUGCUUUCAACAUCACACACGAGGCUCCUGUGGAGGGCAGCAUACCCCCAACCAAUACCCAAACCAACAUCACCGCCAUGGGUCUAUCCCCAAACCGGCCAACCAUCAUGGUAAGCCCGCCGACUCCAGCGCCAGCCAAUGCCAGCGUUCCUCGCUACCUGCUCGACCGCCAACUUCCUAACCCGCAGAUGCUGGCGGGCAUGCCCAGGGAAGAGGAUGUGCUGAUGUCGCUGCAACUACUCGCAUAUGUUUCCAAGUACUGCAACCUCAGGAAGUAUUUCCAAAAGACACAUUUCGUCCCGAAGCUCAUGCUCGGCCGGGAGAUUGAGCUCCUCGACGGUAUUGACCCCGCGAGCAUUGAAGCCGACCUGGAAAAGCAAGACGCCAUGGCCGAAGAGGAGUACUGCAUGCCGAACGACGUUAACAUCUUCCCAAUCGUGGAGAGGUUUACCGUGCGCCAUCACAGUACCGAUAUGCAGUACUGGGCCGGCGUGGUGAUGCGCAAUCUCUGCCGCAAGGAUGACACGCGCGGUGGGAUCCGGCAAUGCGCCUACUACCAGUGUGGCAAGUGGGAAGAGUUCACCAGGCAGUUCGCGAAGUGCCGCCGCUGCCGACGAACCAAGUACUGCAGCAAGGAGUGCCAGAAGAGCGCAUGGGCGUUCCACCGGCAUUGGUGCAUUGCCGCGACGCAAUGA
This is a messenger RNA of Thermochaetoides thermophila DSM 1495, 1866 nucleotides long. Its product is annotated as putative mynd-type zinc finger protein. Lineage: Eukaryota; Fungi; Ascomycota; Sordariomycetes; Sordariales; Chaetomiaceae. Gene Ontology annotation, cellular component: MUB1-RAD6-UBR2 ubiquitin ligase complex. The record is from RefSeq and is a predicted model, not a curated record. Gene Ontology annotation, biological process: ubiquitin-dependent protein catabolic process; establishment or maintenance of cell polarity. The coding region runs from base 1 to 1866 and encodes 621 amino acids. The transcript has a single exon.